AUGGAAAGAUGGGUAUUUAAAUGGCUUAAGGGAACUUUGACAGAGAAGGGACACAAAUCACCCAAAAGCGUAGAAGAAAGAGUUCCGUCUGAAGGAGAAAUGGUAUUAGUAAAAGGAACGGAAGCUCCUCGAGGCACUUGGAAGUUAGCAAAAAUCAAAAAACUCAAUAUCAGUGCUGAUGGUCGAGUGAGAAGUGUCCAAAUAGAAAUACCGAAGGGAAAACUUUUGAAUAGACCGACCAAACCGAAGAGGAAAAACAACCUAGAGCUACGCGAACCCGAAAUGCUACAAGGCGACAACAAGAUCAAAGCAGACCCCACAAAGCGCCUAGAAGAUCAACCAAUACCAUUAGUAGAGGAAGAACCGAUUGCUCCACGAACAGGAAGUGCGGUAAGGCAGACUUCUCCUCUCGAUAAUUUCAAUGUUCCUUAG
Acanthocheilonema viteae is the source of this 432-nucleotide messenger RNA. The record is from the annotation of a GenBank genome assembly. Lineage: Eukaryota; Metazoa; Nematoda; Chromadorea; Rhabditida; Onchocercidae.